UUGUUGCACGGCACUGCACCUGUUGCCGAACCAGCUCACCUGCGCUUUACCUUGGAUUUAUCUCUUUUCCGAAUGCGCAAAUGAUCCUUUCGUUCAGUCAUAUCCACUCGACAACUGAUCGAUAAUCAUGAAGAGGGGAAAGUUGCAUUUUCUGGGUCGAAAGAACCAGUCUCUUUUCGACAGCAAUAUUCCAAUCAAGGACAUGGAAAAUGUGGAGCUGGUGCUGAAGUCCCCAGCGAUCCCCGAGUCAGGAACUGCCAGUGUGCGGGCCAGACCCACCGUCAAGCACAACACUUCCUCAUUUGAAAGCUUUCAAGGGUUUGCUGUCGCAACACCCAAAAUACCCCUCCUACCCCCUGUCAACACUCCAAAGAUCAACGGUUCAGUUGGUGGAGAUAACUUCUCCAAUGGAUCGGUUAUGUCCAUGCCUGACCUCGAAGAGGGAGGAUUGUUUGUUCCUCCUCCUCCUGCUAUGGCUCCUCCACCCCCCCCAGGAGCUUUUAUCCCUCCUCCAUUAGACUUCAUGGGGGACCUGAACAGUCUAAAUGUGGAAACCCCUCCCUCUCUCUCCAUGCCAGACCCGAGACCAGCCUCACUAGCACCAUUCAUGGAGGCGGAAGACUUAACCUUCAUAAAACCCCCACCAAUGGCUCCCCCAGAGCCUCCACCCACUCGCUCCAAUGGCUUUGUAUCGACCGUCCCCAUUUCCAGUCCACCGUCAAACGUACUUACACAGCGGCCGACUUUCUCUCCACCUGCUCCUCCUUCUGAAAGUCAACACAAGUCUCAAAAGAAACCACCUCCAAAACCUGUUAGACUGUCAUCAAUGUCCAACUUGGACUCGCCACCAGCCACUCCUGCUCCAUCGCCCCCUGGGAAGAAAACCACACGCUCCACUUUCAAUCCUCAAAACAUAGCAAAGCCUUUCUAUGUUCCUCAGACCUCAAUUCUCAGUGGGUAUGAAGAGCAAGAGUCAAGAAGCAAGCAAAUAUUGCUCCUAGAAGAUUCUGCGUCCAGUAACUCCGCACCAGUUCAUGUCCAGGUUGAUGCGAAAGCCAAAGUGGCUCCGCCUUAUAAACCAGCUCCCAAAGAUGUACAGGAGCUGAAGGAGAAUUUACCAAUUACCCAACCCUCUGAAUCACCGCCUUCUGCGCCAACCAAGGAGGCUAAAGAAGGGAUAGUUUCAGUACAGCCCGAAUUUAACAAAACUCUCCGAGCUCCACAUCAAACGUCACCACAGCUGCACAAACUAAACGGUACUCAGGUAAAUUCAGAGCCCAUCAGGGACAGAUUUGUCGGAUCUCCAAGUCAAAGCCGUAAAUUUAGUCCGAUACUAGAUCGUAAACUACGCAACCUGAAGGGUGGUGACACCCAUGGGCCACGAGAUGGACCUGCUGCGUCCCCGCUGGCUCUUUUAAUGGCGGCUAAAGAAAGAGACAAACAUAAAUGGGCUCCCCCUGUAUCACAGGAGAACAGCAGCAAGACGAUUGAGCAGCCAAGUGCCAGCAUUCAACCGAGUGACACCGGCCCCAAUUCAUUUAUUGUCACACCAAGGUCCAGCACAUCCACUUCUCUAACAUCUCUGGACAGAGUACAGGAGGGUCUAAAGUCCGUCCGUCCUGCGGUACAUACACCAGCAGUUCAGGCUCCAAUCAAAUCCAGCAGUGCUGCUCCGGCCAAGGAUCCGAUAUCAUCGGCGCGUUCAGCUGUCAGUAGGACAGUAGCAAGUGCGACCAACACGGUUGAGCUAAACGCAACGCAAAGCCCCUCAAAGUCACAACACACACAGCCUGAGGAGAUAAUUAUGCCCCUACUCCCUCCACCGCCAGAGUUUGAUGAUUUUGAAGAGCCGCCGACCUCCAUCUCUCCCCCUGACCCUCCCAGGAAAAAGGCACCGACAGGAACGGAGAUCCCUCGGCCUCCAUCUCAUGUUCCUCCUCCCCCACCAAGACCCCAAAUACCAGAAGCUCCAAAACUUCCCUCUGCCGAAAUUUACGUCAAACCAAAGCAGCAAACCCUGAUGAAACCCAAGACAGCCCCUGCUCAGCUCCCAUCCACUAUUUCACCCAACCAGGCCACGCUGCUGAGCAUCCUCCAAAAGAAGAUGAUGGAAAUGGACCCGAAAAUGUCCCCGGCAAACGAAGCAGAGUCCUCCUCCGAUGACUGGGGCGCCCCCAUGUCCGACGAGGACAAUAAGGUGCCUGUUGGCCACAGAACUGCACCACAGAGCAAUAAUUACCCUGCGGUCAACAAAGCAGCAACGUUGAACAUGCAGGAGCUGGAGCGUAAAGUGGCUAAAAAGUAUGAGGAAACUUCAGGGAAAGUUCCCAAUGGCAACGGGACGCAGUCAAAACAUCAGUAUGGGAUGACCUUUACUGUCCGGCCUGGAACACAGCAGCCCAUUACUCUGGUCCGUAAAGGGGAUCCCUAAUGAGACUUUUUAAAGAGAUACGUAUUCUUCUGUUUAGCUCACCUUGCAUGGGAUUGGAUCAUGUGUUUUUGCUUGAGAAGGCAUUUGUACAGUGGCGAGGGAGAAGCACUUUGAACAAAUGACCUAACAAAUAUGUUAGAAAUGUUCCGUAUAGUUAUUAACGAACGCCUCAAUCUUUGGAGAACACACUAUCACUGUCAAAUGGUGUUUUCUGUUAUGUAUUUAAUUUUAAAUGUCAGGUGGACCAUUUAAAAAAAAAUGAAUUUGCUGUUUGCUUUUUAAGUCAAUGUCCAUGUUAAUGUUGGAAUUAUUCCCCUUUUUAACCAAAGCUUUUUUUAAUCGGUCUUAAUGCAACAUGGGUGAAAUCAAUUUAAAUUACAUUAAUUUAAUUUAAAUUAAUUUAAGUUAUCCACAGCUGGCAAGUGUAAGGUGGGUGAAAAAUGAAUCUGCAUUACUCUUGAUACAUGUCAACUUGCAUUUAUCUGUACAUUUUGUUGUAAAAAAAUGUAAAAUGGAACUAUUGCAAUUUGUUUUGUAGUUACAGGAGUCCCAUAAUUUAAAUGUUCAUCAUACACAUGAUUUAGUUCCAUUGGCACAAAGCCAACAGUUAAUUCAGUUGAAGUGUGUUUAUCUCUCAGCAGGAUUGUUUCAUAUUUAUUGUUGGAAAUGCUUGCCCAUCUGUAUAAUACUUUUACUUCAUGCUGUACAUAUUAUUUUCUACAAGAUUAAGAUAUUGCAAAUCUUGAUUGUAAAGUCUUUGAACAGACAUUUUCAACAACUAAUCUGAAACUAAAGGGAAUGUGUGUGAUCAACAAGAAACUUUAGUGAGGAGCGGUAAACGGGCCGAUGUCAUGGUGCUUUUGGGUUUUUAUGAAAAUAGAACUGGAACGACAGUUGCAACGUGGUACCAUAACUUGAAUAAACUUUUUUC
Messenger RNA from Pungitius pungitius (ninespine stickleback), 3362 nucleotides. RefSeq lists its product as uncharacterized. The record is from RefSeq and is a predicted model, not a curated record. The coding region runs from base 128 to 2431 and encodes 767 amino acids. The transcript is spliced from 5 exons. Lineage: Eukaryota; Metazoa; Chordata; Actinopteri; Perciformes; Gasterosteidae.